GACGUUUGCGUGGUAACUAUUAGCCUGUGAUACAUACAACCCAACAUAUUAGCUCUCAAUUCAGUUCUGGCACAACCAGCAAACAACAUGUCUACUGUAACAUGCCCUAUCUGUUCGCUGUCUGUUUCAGAACGUGAGAUCAACGCGCACAUAGACAGCGGAUGCUCAGAGCACGUAGUCGGGAAGGACUCGAACUCGAACAACGCUCGGGCUUCCUCGCAGGUUCUCUGCAAGAAUGAUUCAGCAAACACCUCUCCAAAACAUGCAGAUGUGUCUACGGGAACUAAACGAAAAGUAGGGCCACUCGCUCUGACGCAGCAGUCCCAAGCGAAACGGGUGAGAGCGUUGGAACCCGUCGCACGGGCGGGUGUACCACUUGCGGAUAGACUUCGUCCACAAGCCCUGAGCGAGUUUGUUGGACAAAAACAUCUCACGAACCCUGGCUCGGUCUUGAUGAACUUACUUGGUAGUGGAAAUCUUGGCAGCAUCAUACUUUGGGGACCUCCUGGUUGCGGAAAGACCACGCUUUCUAGACUGCUGGCUCGCGAGGCUGAUUGUACAUUCAAGGAGCUGAGUGCUACCUCAUCAGGGAUCAACGAUGUUCGCGCGGUGUUCGAGGAGGCAAAGAGGAUACUUUCUUUGACAGGAAAGAAGACGGUAUUGUUCUUGGACGAAAUCCAUCGCUUCAGUAAAGCGCAACAGGAUAUCUUUCUACCUUACGUUGAACAGGGCCAAAUACAGUUGAUAGGAGCAACUACUGAGAACCCAUCAUUUAAGCUGACCAGCGCACUUUUAAGUCGAUGUCGCGUGUUGACAUUAGGCCGUCUCACCGAGGAAGAUAUACAAGAUAUCAUCACGAGAGCAAUAAGGCGGGUUAAUGGCAUGCCCAGCACUGGAAAGCCUCACGACGUGGAGCCCUCGAGCUCACAGGACGUAGGUGGAAGCUCCCAAGCAUCUAACAACUCGCAAGAGUCUACAUGCCCUUCAUUUUCCCAGAUCACCGAACGGGUGAUAUCAUCUAUUGUUUCCCUCUCUUGUGGUGAUGCAAGGACUGCAUUAUCCUUACUUGAACUUGUUCUCUAUUCCAAAGACAUCCCGGAAGAUGAUGUAAUUGCCUCAAUGCGCCACUCGGUGUCCACAUCCUAUGACCGCACAGGGGACAGUCGCUAUGAUAUGAUAUCAGCUCUGCAUAAGAGCAUCCGAGGUAGCCAUGGAAGCGCUGCCGUGUAUUGGCUAGCACGGAUGCUCUGUGCAGGAGAGGAUCCUGUGUAUAUUGCGCGGAGGAUGGUUGUCUGUGCCAGCGAGGACGUAGGGCUUGCGGAUAACCAAGCUUUGCCCCUGGCAAUCGCUACCCUUCAUGCCUGUCAACAAAUCGGAAUGCCAGAGUGCCGGAUUAACCUGGCUCAUCUCGUUGCAUACCUUGCGGAGGCUCCAAAGAGUACACGCGCUUACGAGGCAUAUAAGCGUGCGGAAGAAGCUGCAAAAUCAGAUACCGGCUUGCCUGUUCCGAUGGCAAUGCGGAACGCGCCAACAAGUCUCAUGAAGGAACUCGGAUACUCUGAAGGAUACAAGUAUAACCCCUGUUAUGCACAUCCGGUCCAUAAUGAGUACUUACCGUCACCCGUCAAACAUAAUACAAUCUUGAAGGAGGCUGGAGACAUGUCGGAUAAACUCUGGGAUGAAGUCGCGUUGCGACACUGGGAGAUACAAUGUAACGGCGGCAGUCUCUGGUGUGGUCGUCCCGUCCAAUAGCUAGUACCAUGGGGGUCGUUGGUCUUGUUGGAUUAUGUUGCAUUUGAUGCAGUAAACGGGC
This is a messenger RNA of Pisolithus orientalis, 1813 nucleotides long. RefSeq lists its product as uncharacterized. Gene Ontology annotation, cellular component: nucleus. Gene Ontology annotation, biological process: DNA repair; regulation of DNA repair; DNA-templated DNA replication. The transcript is spliced from 11 exons. Gene Ontology annotation, molecular function: DNA binding; enzyme activator activity; ATP hydrolysis activity. The record is from RefSeq and is a predicted model, not a curated record. Bases 88 to 1752 code for a protein of 554 amino acids. NCBI's taxonomy places the organism in Eukaryota, Fungi, Basidiomycota, Agaricomycetes, Boletales, Pisolithaceae.